GGGGGGGGGACUAGGGAGGGGGAAUGGGGAGGGAAGAACAUGAAUAGGGGGGCUCGGGGAGCCAGUCAUGCCUCCCCUAACCACAGCCACAGAGGGUUGCUCUAGCAGACUGAGGCCUACGGGGCAGUGAGAAAAAAGAACAACCCACCACUGGGCUACCAAAGAGCUCGCAAGCGGGGACCUUCCUGUGAAGUUGAUGGAAGACAGAUGGGGUCCUCACAGCCUCUUCUCCAGGGGUGGGAGGACCAGCUUUCUUCACGCAACUAAGGUCCAGACGAUGAAUUACGUGGGGCAGUUGGCUGGCCAGGUGUUUGUGACGGUGAAGGAGCUCUACAAGGGCCUGAACCCUGCCACGCUGUCGGGAUGUAUCGACAUCAUCGUGGUCCGUCAGCCCAACGGCAGCCUGCAGUGCUCACCUUUCCACGUCCGCUUCGGGAAGAUGGGCGUCCUGCGUUCCCGGGAGAAAGUGGUGGACAUAGAGAUCAACGGGGAGUCUGUGGAUUUGCACAUGAAGUUGGGAGACAAUGGAGAAGCAUUUUUUGUUCAAGAGACUGACAAUGACCAGGAAGUCAUCCCCAUGUACCUGGCCACGUCCCCCAUCCUGUCGGAAGGAGCUUCUCGCAUGGAAAGCCAGCUGAAAAGGAACUCCGUGGACAGAAUCCGGUGCUUGGAUCCCACCACGGCUGCCCAGGGCCUGCCCUCCAGCGACACUCCGUCCGCUGGUUCCCUGGGGAAGAAGAGAAGGAAGAGGAGGAGGAAGUCUCAGUUGGACAAUCUCAAAAGAGAUGAGAACGUCAACACAUCUGAGGAUGAGGACAUGUUUCCCAUAGAGAUGAGCUCCGAUGAGGACGCAGCCCCGAUGGAUGGAGGAGGCAGAACUCUUCCUAAUGAUGUACCACCAUUCCAAGACGAUAUUCCCAAGGAGAACCUCCCCUCCAUAUCAUCGUACCCCCAGUCAGCAUCGUACCCCAAUUCAGACAGAGAGUGGUCCCCCAGCCCCAGCAGCCUGGUAGAUUGCCAGAGGACUCCCCCUCACCUCGCAGUGGUGGCCGAGGGAGUUCUUUCUAGCUCUUGCCCUCCACAGCCUUCCCACUUCCGUCCUCCGGAAAGUCCUUCAGGCUCCCGCCCCUCAACACCAAAGAGUGAUUCUGAGUUGGUGAGUAAGUCUGCUGACAGGUCGACACCGAAGAGUAACCUGGAAAUGCUCUGGCUUUGGGGCGAGUUGCCGCAGGCUGCAAAGACUUCUUCUCCACACAAGAUGAAGGACUCCAGUCCCUUAGGGAGCCGGAAGAUCCCCGAUAAAAUCCACUUCCAGGCCAUCCACAGUGAGUCUUCAGACACUUUCAGUGACCAGUCACCAACCCUGGCCCCGGGGCCGCUGGUGCAGCAGAGCAAGACUCAGACGGGAAUGCAGUUUGUGGAUGAGGAGGAUCUUGAGGCCUCAGGAGCCUCGGCCCCACCUUUACCCGUGGCUGAAGAGCUGAAGCCCCCGGCUGCCUGCACCACACAGGCAGCAAGCAAGACAGACUCCCCGUCCAGGAGGAAAGAUAAACGGAGUCGACACCUUGGAGCUGAUGGCGUCUAUCUGGAUGACCUCACAGACAUGGACCCUGAAGUGGCAGCCCUGUAUUUCCCCAAGAAUGGCGAUCCUGCGGGGCUCCCCAAACAAGCCUGCGACAAUGGAGCCAGGUCAGCCAACCAGUCCCCACAGUCCGUGGGCAGUUCGGGCAUCGACAGUGGUGUGGAGAGCACCUCGGAUGGCCUGAGGGACCUGCCCUCCAUAGCCAUCUCCCUCUGCGGUGGCCUCAGUGACCACAGGGACAUCACCAAAGAUGCAUUCUUGGAACAAGCUGUGUCGUAUCAGCAGUUUGCUGACAACCCCGCUAUCAUCGAUGACCCCAAUCUCGUGGUCAAGAUUGGAAAUAAGUACUACAAUUGGACAACAGCAGCUCCCCUACUUCUGGCGAUGCAGGCUUUCCAGAAACCUUUGCCAAAGGCCACUGUGGAAUCCAUCAUGAGGGAUAAGAUGCCCAAAAAAGGAGGCAGAUGGUGGUUUUCCUGGAGGGGAAGGAACGCCACAAUCAAGGAGGAAAGCAAGCCUGAGCAGUGCCUGCCAGGGACGGGCCACGGCACAGAAGAGCAGCUUUCACAGCUUGGUCUGGCCCCCAGAGUAAAGCAUGAGUCAUCCUCCAGUGAUGAAGAGCACUCAGGCGCCAAGCCAUCGAGUUCUAGCCACCUCUCCCUUCUGUCCAACGUCAGCUAUAAAAAGACCCUGCGGCUCACGUCGGAGCAGCUGAAAAGCUUGAAGUUGAAGAAUGGCCCCAACGAUGUGGUUUUUAGCGUCACCACGCAGUACCAGGGCACCUGUCGCUGUGAAGGCACCAUCUACCUCUGGAACUGGGACGAUAAAGUGAUCAUCUCGGAUAUCGAUGGGACCAUCACCAGAUCGGAUACUCUUGGUCAUAUUUUGCCCACGCUGGGAAAGGAUUGGACCCACCAGGGCAUUGCAAAGCUGUAUCAUAAAGUAAGCCAGAACGGCUACAAGUUUCUCUACUGUUCGGCACGUGCCAUUGGGAUGGCAGACAUGACGAGGGGCUACCUGCACUGGGUCAAUGAGCGGGGCACGGUGCUGCCGCAGGGGCCCCUUCUGCUCAGCCCAAGCAGCCUCUUCUCUGCCUUACACAGAGAAGUGAUUGAAAAGAAGCCUGAAAAGUUCAAAGUCCAGUGUUUGACAGACAUCAAAAACCUGUUUUUCCCGAACACAGAACCCUUCUACGCUGCUUUUGGAAACCGCCCUGCCGAUGUGUAUUCCUACAAGCAAGUGGGAGUGUCCCUGAACAGGAUCUUCACUGUCAACCCCAAGGGCGAGCUGGUGCAGGAGCACGCCAAGACCAACAUCAGCUCCUAUGUGAGGCUCUGUGAAGUGGUUGACCACGUCUUCCCGUUGCUGAAGAGAAGCCAUUCCUCCGACUUCCCCUGUUCAGACACUUUCAGUAACUUUACGUUUUGGAGAGAACCGCUGCUACCCUUUGAAAACCAGGACGUACAUUCAGCCUCAGCCUGAUGCGACCCAGCAUUAAAGGAUAGGUUGUGGGGA
Molecule: messenger RNA, 3097 nt
Organism: Peromyscus eremicus (cactus mouse)
Lineage: Eukaryota; Metazoa; Chordata; Mammalia; Rodentia; Cricetidae
Gene: Lpin1
Product: lipin 1
Exons: 21
Coding region: 197-3064 (955 amino acids)
Biological process (GO): cellular response to insulin stimulus; positive regulation of transcription by RNA polymerase II; fatty acid catabolic process
Cellular component (GO): mitochondrial outer membrane; nucleus
Molecular function (GO): phosphatidate phosphatase activity; transcription coactivator activity
Source: RefSeq, a predicted model, not a curated record